UUUCAUUCAUUAUGAUCCGUCGUGUUCUCUUGUCACUCGCUUUACAGUGCAUGGUCACCGGGACCAUUGCCAACCCCGACACUCUUUCACACAACUAUGACGAGCGUGGCCUGUUCGGCGAUUCGGAGUUCGAUUAUGUGGUCGUUGGUGGCGGUACAGGUGGAAACACUAUUGCAACUCGACUGGCGCAGAAGAAUUUCAAGGUGGCAGUGAUUGAGGCUGGAGGAUCAUAUGAACUCGAGUCGGUGGCCGAGGUGCCUGCUGCGGACGUGCUUCCAGUUGGGUCGGAUCCAGAAACAGCUGCUGCUCACGACUGGGGAUUCGUCGCAGAGAAUGUCCCUGGUGCGAAUGGCCGGUCCAUUCACUAUGCUCGGGGUAAAUGUUGGGGUGGAUCCUCCGCGAUGAACUUUAUGAUCUAUCAACGGCCGACCAUCGAGUCCAUGGAGCAAUGGGCCACUGCCGUCAACGACAGCAGCUACACCUUCGACCAGACGCUGCCCUUCUACAAGACCAGCGUGAAAUUCACUCCCCCUAACACUCAGAUCCGGGCCAAGAAUGCCACCGCUGGCUAUGAUGCCAGCGCGUAUGAAUCCACUGGUGGUCCGUUGAAGGUGUCGUACGCGAACUACGCCAUGCCCUUCUCGACAUGGAUGGACCUCGGCAUGAAAGCCAUUGGUAUCAACGAGACGCAGGACUUCAACCUGGGCUCACUGAUGGGCGGCCAGUACUGCGCAUCAACCAUCGACCCCAGCGGCGAGAUCCGGAGUAGUUCCGAAGAGUCAUUCCUUGCGAACAAACCGUCGACACUGACCACGUAUGCAAACACCCUCGCCAAGAAGAUCAUCUUCAACAACCAGAAACAGGCGACCGGCGUGCAGGUUAAGGGCUCCGGGGGUAACAUCUUCACCAUCAAGGCAAACCGCGAAGUUAUCGUCUCCGCGGGUGCCUUCCAGUCUCCCCAGCUGCUCAUGGUGUCUGGAGUUGGUCCGCAAGACCAGCUCGAGGAACACGGCAUCCAGGUCGUGGCUAACCGUCCAGGCGUGGGCCAGAAUAUGUGGGAUCACCCGUUCUUUGCGCCUUCGUAUCGUGUCAACGUGCAGACCUUCACCGCGAUCGCCAAUGACUUCCUAGGUAUCGUCGGCCAGUUCAUCAACAUGGUCGGCUUCGGCAACGGCCCACUUACCAACCCUAUCUCGGACUACCUCGCUUGGGAGAAGAUUCCAGCGGCUCUGCGUAGUGCGUUUAGCAGCCAGACUACCAAGCAACUGGCUACCUUCCCGAGUGACUGGCCUGAGGCGGAGUACAUCUCCGGUGCCGGAUACAUGGGAAACGUGUCCAACCUGCUCACCACCCAGCCCCAAGAUGGCUACCAGUACGCCUCCAUGCUGGCGGUACUCAUCACCCCGACCUCCCGCGGCAACAUUACGCUUCGCUCUGCUGACACCGAUGACCUCCCCGUCAUCAACCCCAACUGGCUCGCCACUCAGUCCGACCAGGAGGUCGCCAUCGCCAUGUUCAAGCGUGUCCGCGCGGCCUUCCAGAGCCAGGCCAUGGCGCCAGUCGUCAUUGGCAAGGAGUAUAACCCCGGUCUGGAGGUACAGUCGGACGAGCAGAUCCUCCAGUGGAUCAAGGAUAACGUCAUGACGCUCUGGCAUGCCGCUUGUACGUGCAAGAUGGGCACUUCUGAUGAUGAGAUGGCAGUGGUGGAUAGUCAGGCUAGGGUGUAUGGAGUCCAGGGUGUGAGAGUCGUGGAUGCGUCUGCAUUCCCGUUUCUGCCGCCGGGACAUCCCCAGUCUACCGUCUAUAUGCUUGCGGAGAAGAUCGCCAACGCUAUUAUCAAUGGGGCGUGAUUCCUAUACUUC
Messenger RNA from Aspergillus vadensis CBS 113365, 1862 nucleotides. RefSeq names its product GMC family oxidoreductase. Gene Ontology annotation, biological process: secondary metabolite biosynthetic process. Gene Ontology annotation, molecular function: flavin adenine dinucleotide binding; oxidoreductase activity, acting on CH-OH group of donors. The record is from RefSeq and is a predicted model, not a curated record. Bases 12 to 1850 code for a protein of 612 amino acids. Lineage: Eukaryota; Fungi; Ascomycota; Eurotiomycetes; Eurotiales; Aspergillaceae. The transcript has 6 exons.